Messenger RNA from Miscanthus lutarioriparius, 624 nucleotides. NCBI's taxonomy places the organism in Eukaryota, Viridiplantae, Streptophyta, Magnoliopsida, Poales, Poaceae. The record is from the annotation of a GenBank genome assembly.
AUGGCGCACGGGAGGGUGAUGAGGUGCGUGUUCCUGGCGUGCCUGGUGGCGGCGUCGGUGUCGUCCACCGCGUCCGCGUUCGUGUUCAAGGCGGGCGGCACGGGCGAGUGGCGCGUGCCCGCCGCGGCCGCUAGCGGCACCGGCAACGUCAGCGCGUACAACGCGUGGGCGCAACGCAACCGCUUCCGCGUGGGUGACGCCAUCGCUUUCACGUACCAGCCCGGCAACGACUCGGUGCUCCUCGUCGACAAGAGGUCCUACGACGCCUGCGACACGAGCGCGCCGAUCGACACCUUCGCCGAGGGCAGCACCGUGUUCACCUUCACCCGCUCCGGCCCCUUCUACUUCAUCAGCGGCAACAAGGACAACUGCAACCGCGGCGAGAAGCUCAUCGUCGUCGUCAUGGCGGAGCGCGCGGCAAUCGGUAACGGCACCGAGCCUGGCGCGGGGCUGGCGCCGUCCCCCAACGGCCCAUUCUCGUCAUUCUCUCCGCCGCCACCCUUUGGCAUCGACAUCUCGCCGACGGCCGCGUAUCCGCCACCAAGUGCCGCGGCGCCCAGGAUGGCAGGAGUUGCCGGCACCGCCGCGUUCGCCAUUGGAGCCUUGUUCUACGCGCUUGUUUGA